CUUGCCGUGUAAUUGUUGGUAUUUUGAGUAUGUGUUUUUACAUAUGACAAGUAAACAAUGAAGCAGCAGCAGCAACAGCAGCAGCAGCAACGACCGCAACGACAGGUAAUGUUCACGCCAGACCACCACGCUGUCUUCAGCACCUGCUUUCUGCACCACGACUGUUUCGGCUUUGACAAACCUCUCGCCGGCCCCGACAAGCAAAGCAUUUUCAGAUCGACGAGGUACAUCAAGCUUGCGGCUGACUAUGGCUAUCGGGCCACGCUUGACUCGACGUUCUUUCAGAAAAGUGAUGUCAGAAGGCAGAUUCACUAUGUCGUGCGGGCGAUCAGCGCUUGCACUGCGCUCGAGGAUCUUGGAGACCAUAGACGGGCAUACAAGCAUGCGCUCGAGGUCAUCCACGCUUACAGCACCGAGCCAUACGCGUAUCUGAUUGCAGAAAUUGUUUUGCGACAAUGGGGAAGACUUGACGACGCGAUGGAGAUGCGGCGGAUAGCUGCUACUCUCGAUAUGCAGACCUCUGUGCUAAAAGAUGAACGAUUCGUGAAUGAGAAAUUCGUGCUAAAAGUCCACAGUCGACUAUUUGAGACACACAACACGAAGCAGAUGAACAGGAGAGCAAAAGCCGUCGCGAGCCGUGCAUUCACCUUUUUCCACGCCUCCGCAUCCACAGCCGUGCGCGUCGUCAAACGUAAUUCCUUCUCUGGCGAGGACCGGCAAAAGCCGCUUUUGAUCGACAAGCCGUCGCUGAUCGAUCCCAUCGCGCAUCUGCCUAGCGAGAUCGGCGAGCUUAUACUCUCGUACGUUGAUUUUCGGCAGCGGUACGCGCUCCAGCGCGUCAGUAAGCUUUGGCAGCGAGCGAUUGAGAGGUCGUGGUGGCUUUGUCGAUCGAUUGAUUUCCGGGGCUGUUAUUGUGUUCCCGGACGGGUUGUUUUGGAAGCGAUUGCUAAAAACAAGGGAGCGGUGGUUGAGCUGCAUUUGGAGAACAUUGUCGUCACUGACGUUGAGCACAUCGCGUAUUCGGUCUUCCACGACGACUACGAGAGUAGGUUCUACACAGAGAACGAAGAACGAGGGAUCGUUAUAAACUCUGAAAGAGGCGUCAAUCUGAACUCGCUGGCAAAGCCAGACUAUGACAGUCUGCGGAACUUGAAGGUGCUCACGAUGGACUAUCCGUUCGGGAUGAUCUCACCGUUUAUUUAUAAUGCCCCAGAUCCGGGACUGCAUUUCCGUCAUCUGGCCAGUCAAUUGACCGAACUGCAAAUCAGCGCGACAAACAGUUCUCCUGUCGUGUGGUUUUUCAGUCACGGCAAUCUACCCAACCUACGCGUCUUUAAGAUUUUAUCUCCGCAUACGGUGAAGAGUCUCAAGAGUGAGGAUCUGUAUAACCCUUCCAGUCACGACAAUCGCGCGGACGAGAAAGUGACGAGUACGCAACUGCGAGUGUUUGAAAUCGGCGCUCCUCUACCCGAUAACGACGCGGAAGCGCGAGACUUGUUUGAAUUCAACAGCUCCAUCAAGCGUCUUCAACUGUCUCAGGCCGAUUUGAUUAGUUUUCUUGAUCUGGUGCCGAACUUGGAGGAAUUGAGAGUCAGGAUGUGCGAGGUUACUGAUUCUGCCUAUCGACCUCAAGCCGAGCCGAGACAAGGUGAUGAUGAAGGAGAGGGAGACGGGGAAGCUGCUUUCCAAGGAAUAGCAGAACGCGCGCGCGCUUAUUUUCCAAGUCUCCCCAAUCUGCAAGUUUUUGAUUUCAGCUGGUCGCGAUUCGGACCGCCGAUAGCACCCCCGCCGCAGUGCAGGGUCCUAAACCUGAACUGCUCUUCAGGGCUGCGGGAUGAUCCCGAGUUUACGCUCGAGCGGAUGAUUGCUUCUCGGACGUUUGAGUUGCUUCCAAGUCAGGGUCUUCGCAGUCUGACGAAUAUUGGCUUAGCGUGCGAGCAACGACGCGAGUCUGCAGAGGAAAUGCUGUUGGUGCUCGGGCGCGUGCUCGGUAGUAGUGCUGUGCUUGUUGAAGGAAUCAAUUUGAACGGCAAUCGGCAGAUAGACUACCGCUCGCUCAACAAGGAAGCUACCGACGGGUCGAAAAAGUCGUUACUCCGGCUUCAAAACAGACGUCGGAAAUUGAAAAACAACUCCUCAGAGAGCCUUGAGGAGGGGUGUUUUCUAUCAGACAUGGCUGAGCUUUUUCCGGAACUGAAGAGCCUUGCGAUCGGCCACAACAAGACGUUGGGAGACAAGGAAGUGAUGAGUGUGCGCCUUUUCUCUAAACUUCAGUUUUUAGAUAUAUGCUGUAGCAGCGUGACCGUGCAGGGCUUGGUAUCCCUUUUAUUCGGCAAGAAAGUAGCAACCCUGAUAUCCAGCGACGGCUCCGCGCCGCCUGCUGCAUUCAGCAGCGCGAUCGCGGACGCGAUCAAGGCCGGCGAGAAGUUAGGCGAGAUUGAGACGGUGUGGGUGCGAGGCUGUGUGAAGAUUCCGAUCUGGCUGCGCGAGACGGUGAAGAGGUUUGAGAUCGAUCUGGUGGACGAUAAGUACGUGAGCCAGCAGUACGGAUAUCCGCUAUUCGACGCGGACGGCGGCGGCUGUGUCCGAGCCGACGUGCCUGGGUGGUCUGCUUACACCCCUAAGGAUGACUGAGGUUGAUUGCUCAUUCUGAUUAUUGCGCUGUGCUCAGGCGUGCCGGUGAGGAUGGUGCUUGAAGGCUGACGGAAUAACUUUUCGCACGGACUCUCAUGUCUCAAGAUUUGCCUAAUCGAGGGUAAGAUGCGAGCGUGCGGCUCACUGCUGGGAGGAAACGAAUGAUUUGUGACGUGGGGUAAUUUUCUGUGUUAUUCUCAGCGUAGAUUUGUGCUUUUUUGUUGUAGAAUUGAACGAGAUGUUUGUUAUCAGCUGCUGAGUAGAAUGAUUGAAAAUAAAAUAAAUAUGAGGAUGAGAGCAGGGAACAGGCGAUUAAGUUCCUCGCUAAACCUUCGCGAAUGUCCCGAGGCGGUCUAUCGGCACACGCAAAAGUCAAUCAGCGGAGAAAUAUAAUCACCAUCCCCUCCC
Molecule: messenger RNA, 3042 nt
Organism: Myxozyma melibiosi
Lineage: Eukaryota; Fungi; Ascomycota; Lipomycetes; Lipomycetales; Lipomycetaceae
Exons: 4
Molecular function (GO): protein binding
Source: RefSeq, a predicted model, not a curated record